Messenger RNA from Pogoniulus pusillus (Red-fronted tinkerbird), 744 nucleotides. RefSeq names its product calmodulin like 4 (gene CALML4). The coding region runs from base 85 to 546 and encodes 153 amino acids. Lineage: Eukaryota; Metazoa; Chordata; Aves; Piciformes; Lybiidae. Gene Ontology annotation, molecular function: calcium ion binding. Gene Ontology annotation, cellular component: myosin II complex. The record is from RefSeq and is a predicted model, not a curated record. The transcript has 5 exons.
UAGCCCUUAAUCGAGGAGAAAAGUAGCUCCAGACACCCUUCAAACCCAACCAGCACCACACAGCGCCAGGAAGCCCCCAAAACAAUGGCAAAAUUCCUGUCUCAGGAUCAAAUUAAUGAGUUCAAGGAAUGUUUCUCCCUCUACGACAAGAAACAAAAAGGGAAGAUCAAAGCCUCUGACCUGAUGGUAGUGAUGAGGUGCCUGGGAGCCAGCCCAACGCCAGGAGAGGUGCAGAGACACCUGCACCUGCACAAGAUCGACAGGAACGCGGAGCUGGAUUUCUCCACUUUCCUCAACAUCAUGUACAGGCAGAUGAAACAGGAGGAGCCCGAGACCGAAAUCCUCACUGCUUUGUCCAUGAUAGACAGGCAGAAGGAAGGCAUUAUCAGCAUUUCGGAGCUGAGAGCCAAACUCACAAGACUAGGAGAAAAGCUUUCUGAGGAAGAAGUUGAUGACCUGCUGAAAGAUGUCAAAGUUGGACCAAGGGGAACAAUCAAAUAUGAAGAGUUUGUCCGCGCUGUUUGUCUUCCUGCUGUUGACUAUUAACGUUCAAACCAAGAGAUUUGCUAAGAGCAGGACCUGAAUCUGUUUUGGACUUCUUUUUUCUAGUUACUACUCAGGCUGUGGAAAAUCUUUUGCCUUCAAAAAGCCUUAAUUUUGCCUUCAAGACAGUGGUUAUGCAGGUUCCCAGCUCACAUCUGAGCAUGAGCUCUCUGGCAACUCAAUAAACUGAAUAUAACAUCC